Fusarium vanettenii 77-13-4 is the source of this 1101-nucleotide messenger RNA. RefSeq lists its product as uncharacterized. Gene Ontology annotation, molecular function: oxidoreductase activity, acting on NAD(P)H. The coding region runs from base 1 to 1101 and encodes 366 amino acids. Lineage: Eukaryota; Fungi; Ascomycota; Sordariomycetes; Hypocreales; Nectriaceae. The record is from RefSeq and is a predicted model, not a curated record. The transcript has a single exon.
AUGGCCACCCAUCUCGCCGCCCUCGCCGUCGCCAAAGGCGAACCCUUUGAACUCCAAACUCGUCCCACACCCAAACCAGGCCCAGGCGAAAUCCUCAUAGAGGUCAAGUCUGUAGCCUUAAACCCGGCAGACCACAUCAUGCGUGCCUCGGGCCUCUUCAUACCCGAAUACCCCACUGUCAUCGGCUUUGACAUGUCGGGGUUGGUCCUCGAGGUUGGCGAUAACGUCCCUGUUAGCCCCAACGAGGACCUCUUCUUUCAACCCGGAGUCACUCGCGUUGCUGCCUACGCUGCCUCUUUCUGGAGGUCUUACAACCCUGACUAUGGCUUCUUUCAGGAGAAGUGCAUCGUCCCCUGGCAGCACGCCAUGCCUCUCCCAGAUGACAUCUCUUGGAAUCAGGCCGCAACCUUGCCCGUAUCCACCGAGGUGGCUCUCAGCGCGUGGAAUGCAAUGGGGAUUCCAAGAGUUGGGGAAGCAACGCAAAAAGAGAACAAGGACAAGAGAGAAGCCCUCCUUGUCUGGGGUGCUUCCUCGAGCGUGGGAACUAUGGGCGUCCAAUCUGCUCGGCUGCUGCGGGACGACCCUGAGUCUUCCUUCGCCGCUGUGUACGCCACGGCCAGCGCGACUAAUCAUGAGUACGUUCGCUCUCUAGGUGCGGAUCGUGUCUUUGAUUACAAAGAACCGCAGGUUGUGGAUGCGAUUGUUUCGGCAGCUAGGGAGGACGGCCUGAUGAUUCGACACUGCUAUCUUGCCAUGGGUCAGCUUGCGGCAUGCCAAGACGUGCUCAAGGCCUUCGUUGAGAACAGUAGCGGAAACCAGAAGGCCAAGAUUGGUUCUGCACCGCUUAUUCCUUCCGACGCGGAGACAGUAGAUGGGAUGGAAGCCAUCUUUGUGAUGCCGGCGGAUAAUGAAAAGGAGAGAUUGACUCAGCUUCGAUAUUGGCUGGGGACCUGGCUGAGGGAGAACUUGGCCAAGGGGAACGUCAGACCGAGUCCGGAGCCCAAGGUCGUGGGAAAAGGCUUGGGGGCUAUCAAUGAUGGGCUGGAUGAGCUGAUGCGGGGCGUGAGCUGUACUAAAUUGGUUGUCGAGGUUGCGGAGUGA